Pyricularia grisea is the source of this 551-nucleotide messenger RNA. RefSeq lists its product as uncharacterized. The transcript is spliced from 3 exons. Lineage: Eukaryota; Fungi; Ascomycota; Sordariomycetes; Magnaporthales; Pyriculariaceae. The record is from RefSeq and is a predicted model, not a curated record. Bases 255 to 551 code for a protein of 98 amino acids.
GCUCCGACAUUCUCGCCAACAACCUAUGUCCACCCAUGACAAAGUCUGCCCUUGCGAAAACCCCAUUUUCAAUGGAAGUGUGCGGCUGCCCAAGGCACGUUUCUGAGAUUGAUUUUGGGAGCGAUGGAGAAGGCUGUUAUAGCCUGUGGAACGCCUCUGCAUCUCCCAAUUGAGGUUCUCGACCACUGGCGUGGGUCAUCGAGAAUAUUUGGCCCCAGGAGUUGUGUUGCCAUACCUGCUGGACAGGCUCCGAAAUGAGCAAGGCAAAGGCCUCAAAAAACCGCGAGUGGUGUCCAGUAAGUUGGACUGAGCCAGUACACCCGAGUCCCUGGUUCUGGGAUCAAUCAGAGCCCGCAGGCUACCAAUGUUUCGACAAGUACAAAGAUGACUUGGCCCCAAUCUAUCCAUUCAUUGCUCAGCAAACUAAACCACUAUCAGAGAUGGCAUCUUAUACUGGAAGCAGCGCAAAUAGUGAAAGGGCUAGUAGGGGCCUGACGCACUAUACCGGCCAGUUCGAUCCCGAAGGCGAGUACAUGAAUGGGAGCGUUUGA